AUGGGGCUUGGUGAAACAAUAAAAGAGGUUAAUAAGGCAACACCUCAAGAUAAGGCUAAAGCCAUGAUUUUUCUUCGCCAUCACCUCCAUGAAGGGCUCAAAAAUGAAUAUUUAACUGUAAAAGACCCACAAAUCCUUUGGAGUAAUCUAAAGGAAAGGUAUGACCACCAAAAAACAGUGAUACUCCCUAGAGCUCGUUAUGAAUGGUUGAAUUUGAGAUUGCAAGAUUUUAAAUCUGUUAGUGAAUAUAACUCAGCUAUGUUUAAAAUAACUUCUCAAUUGAAAUUAUGUGGAGAAAAUAUUACUGAUGCAGAAAUGCUUGAAAAGACAUACUCUACUUUCCAUGCUAAUAAUAUUGUCCUGCAGACACAAUAUAGAGAAAAAGGUUUUAAAAAAUAUUCUGAAUUAAUAUCUUGUCUUCUUGUGGCUGAGCAAAAUAACGAGCUGUUAAUGAAAAAUCAUGAAUCACGUCCUACUGGCUCUACUUCAUUCCCUAAAGCGAAUGUGACAACCCAUAACGGGAAAGAAACUAAAAACAGAGACCAUUCCAGCAGUAAUGGUCGAGGUAAAGGUCGUGGUCGUGGCCAAUGGCGCGGCCGGGGUCGUGGACGUGGAUAUGGUAGAGGUCGUGGAGGUCAUUUCACAAACUCGCAUUCCCACCAGAAGUGGGAAUGA
Chenopodium quinoa (quinoa) is the source of this 675-nucleotide messenger RNA. RefSeq lists its product as uncharacterized. The record is from RefSeq and is a predicted model, not a curated record. Lineage: Eukaryota; Viridiplantae; Streptophyta; Magnoliopsida; Caryophyllales; Amaranthaceae. The transcript has a single exon. Bases 1 to 675 code for a protein of 224 amino acids.